AUGACGCUGCACGUUCAGGCUUCCGCCAGAGACUACUGGCCAAGUUCUCCCUAUACAGACGAGCAAGCUCCCUCUUCUCCCGCAAAGUCAAUGGACAUGGAGACUGAAUGCACCCCCGGCAGCCGCGCGAAUCUUUCCACCAUCUCAGUAACCGAGUGUCCGUCUCCGUCUCCAUCAGCAUGGGCUGCCCUCGCCCCGGGCCACGCCCCGGAGCCAGAGACUGUCACAGAGACUGUCACAGACACUCACCCCGACUUCUCCACCCUGGACCUGAACGACUGGUACCAGCGGUACCUAUCCUGCAUGCGCUUCUUCCUAGCAGAGAGCCAGCACACCCCCACCGUGCAGGCCCUGGCCACCUUUCUGAAUAUCAGACUACCAGGGGACGCAGCCGACGCGGCUACCGUCUCCGCCAGAGUCUACAUCCGCCGCCUGAUCGCCACGGGCCAGGAUACGCCCGCGAACCUGCGCCUGUUCUUCGGGGAGGACUGGGUAGCCGGCGUGGGCGCGAUCCGGCAGCAGGAGCGGCUGAAUUUCCUCUUUGCGGCGAAGAGUGGAGGCUGGGCGGCGACGAAGAGCGCGUAUGAUGUUCUGCCUGAUCAGGAGGUGCCGUUUCUGAGGCCGCUGCUUGAGCCGGAGGAGGAGGAGCUAAGGGUUGCGGAUGCGCGGUGGAGCGAGUGGUUGGCGAUGGAGGAUUGGAUGGUGGGACCUAGGAGGCCUUGGUAG
Messenger RNA from Aspergillus fischeri NRRL 181, 726 nucleotides. RefSeq lists its product as uncharacterized. The record is from RefSeq and is a predicted model, not a curated record. The transcript is spliced from 2 exons. The coding region runs from base 1 to 726 and encodes 241 amino acids. Lineage: Eukaryota; Fungi; Ascomycota; Eurotiomycetes; Eurotiales; Aspergillaceae.